UGCAGGUCUGCAUCCACACAACACAAGCCCACGCCCACGCCCACGCCCACGCGCCCCCAAACCCAAAACCCUACCACGCCUCCGCGCCCAUGGCCCCUACCGCGCCGCAGCCGCCCCGCCCCUCCGCCGCCGCCCCCUCCGCGGCGCCGGUCGACGCGCUCUUCCUCCAGAACCUGAUGAACCGCGUCCAGCUCCGCCCGCCCUUCCUCGACACCAACUCCUUCCUCACCCAGGACCUCGACGACUUCCUCCUCAACGAGUUCGCCGCGCUCUCCGCCGCGGCGGGCGAGUCCUACGACGACGACGACGACGACGAAGAAGGGGAGGACGGCGGCCUCUCCGACGGGGAGGCCUCCGGGGAGGCCAGGCGGCGCCGGAUGCUCUCGCGGGAGGAGGCCAAGCUGGAGAAGGAGAUCGUCCGGAUGGUGCUCGCCGGCGACGGGGACGCCCUUAAGCCCAACUCGGGCCAGUCCGUCGCCGUCGGCGACCACCACGUGUGCGUCGGCUUCCACGACGAGGCCGGUGGGGAGUACCGCGUGUGGGAGUGGCACGGCCACGUCAUGCUCUUUGACGACGAGGACGGCUACUCCGCCGAGUACAUCUACGGGAACCACUUCGAGCCGCUCGCUGCCGCCGCUGCCAGGGCCAAGCAGAAGGAGAAGGAGAAGAGAGAGAAGGACCUCACCUCGGGCCUUCGGGAUUUGAUUGUGGGUGAUGGGGACAGUGCCAAUGGCUUGAAUUUGAAUGGCAAUGGCGGAGGCCCCAGGGUGGUGCGCAGGAACGUCGUAAAUGCCCCUGCAGCAGCGCCUGCAAGCUUGGGCGCCCCGGUUGCACUUUGGACUAUCCAUGUGAAGUCAAAUGGAUAGAGGAGGGGGCCAAGGGCUUAGGCACAGAUGUGGACUCGUCAGCAGGAACUAUUCUAGACUAGAAAGACGGCACGGGUGAAAGCGAUUGCUUCUUAACUUGCCUAUUUUGUUGUUGAGAAAUUCUUAUAACUUGCUAAAGCAGGCGAGGGGAAAUGGUCGGAAAUCCCGCACCGGAAAACUUGAGGUGAAACGGCGUCUGAGUUGAAAUAAAGUGGUGAAAUUUGGCCACCAGUUACCAUUU
Molecule: messenger RNA, 1107 nt
Organism: Triticum dicoccoides
Lineage: Eukaryota; Viridiplantae; Streptophyta; Magnoliopsida; Poales; Poaceae
Exons: 3
Coding region: 90-866 (258 amino acids)
Source: RefSeq, a predicted model, not a curated record